Messenger RNA from Pseudocercospora fijiensis CIRAD86, 534 nucleotides. RefSeq lists its product as uncharacterized. Bases 1 to 534 code for a protein of 177 amino acids. The transcript has 2 exons. The record is from RefSeq and is a predicted model, not a curated record. Gene Ontology annotation, biological process: response to oxidative stress. NCBI's taxonomy places the organism in Eukaryota, Fungi, Ascomycota, Dothideomycetes, Mycosphaerellales, Mycosphaerellaceae.
AUGGCUUCCGUAAGAGCAUUCCGACCUCUCCUGCGCCCCGCGCCACGAAUCGCAGCUCGCGCGACACAGCAACAAGCUCGUUUCCUGAACUGGGAGACCUCCCCGCCAUUCUACACAGCCCAUGCUUCAGUAACAGGAGGCAGAAAGGGAAAGAUCUCGGCUGAGAAUCUCGACAUUCAGUUGGCUGCGCCAAAGGAGCUGGGUGGACCUGGCAAAUUGUACAGAAAUGGCUCCAACCCCGAGGAGCUCUUUGCAGCCGGAUACGGAGCUUGCUUCCAAGGGGCCAUGGCCGCGACCGCUCCAAGCUUGAACAUCAAGCUACCCGAAGAUUCUGUCAUUGAAACCAAAGUACACUUGAUCGGAGACGUGAAGAAACUUGAUAUGGGAAUCAGGGUGGACAUGAAGAUCAAGUUCGGAAGUGGCAUUAGCAAGGCUGAUGCAGAGAAGGUCGUGGAGAAAACUAAGGAGGUCUGUCCGUAUAGCAUAGCGACUCAGGGCAAUGUUGUCACAAACACUGAGGUCAUUAUUGGAUAG